Mesitornis unicolor (brown roatelo) is the source of this 561-nucleotide messenger RNA. RefSeq names its product ribonuclease P/MRP 25kDa subunit-like (gene RPP25L). Gene Ontology annotation, molecular function: RNA binding. Bases 1 to 561 code for a protein of 186 amino acids. Lineage: Eukaryota; Metazoa; Chordata; Aves; Mesitornithiformes; Mesitornithidae. The transcript has a single exon. Gene Ontology annotation, biological process: tRNA 5'-leader removal. Gene Ontology annotation, cellular component: ribonuclease MRP complex. The record is from RefSeq and is a predicted model, not a curated record.
AUGGAGAACUAUAAGAAGACCAAAAUUGUGGAGAAACCUUGUCCUCUUCCUUUCACUAACCUGCCCCCUGACAUUAUAGAAAUGAAAGUGAAAGAUGGGAGCAAAAUCAGAAAUCUGAUGGGCUAUGCCAUUGGCAAGAUGGAGCUGGACUCAGUGAGGCAGAUACUUUUCACUGGCUCAGGCAAGGCCGUCAGCAAGACCAUUACCUGUGUGGAAAUCAUGAAACGAAGGCUCAAAGAGCUGCACCAGAUCACCAAAGUGCUGUUCAGACAGAUCGAAGAGAUCUGGGAACCCAUUGUGCCUGAGGCGGGCCUCGAUGCCUUGAUGGUGAAGAGAAACAUUCCUGCCAUAUGUGUCCUGCUCAGCAAAGAUGCCCUCGAUCCUCAGGAGCCGGGAUACCAGGCUCCGGGCUCUUUCGACACCUUCUGGAUCGAGACACUUAAAACGGAGUCUCAAGGCCAAAUGAAGAGGAAGCAGGGAGGAGGCAGGGGAGCCAGCAGCACAGGAAAGCACCCUCGGGCUGCUGGAGGAGCAGCUGGGGAGCCCUGCGCCAAGUCCUGA